GGAGGAGGGUCCUCGUCGUCGUCCCCGCUCGGACCGACGAGGGCAUCGAUGCCCGCCGCGACGGCCUUCGGUGCCCGCCGGCGAGGGCUCUCCUGUUCUCCUGGCCUGGAGGAUCUUCGGGACGAGAGCAGGAACAGAAGCAGGCGUUGAUGUAGGAGCGCUUUCGCGUAGGACCGAGGCGACUCGCUUGGAAAGACACGCAACGGAUCGGCCUCAGAGGUACUGCGCGGAAGAAGUUGUGUGCGAGGUGGGAGGUGGAACUGUCCGUAGUAGCAGCGAUGGAUCAGACCAUAUUGGUGCAGUGCGUGCGGGUUUGCUGAUAUCUAUAAUUGCGAUAUUGUUAUGACGGCCUGCUCAGUUGCAUACGUUGGUAGGGGCUCUGACCACCCCGCUUCGCCAACAUCUUGUCGCAGUCCUGGGGAGAUCUCUAGAGGAGGAGCAGCAUCCACGCCAGCUGCAAGUGCGCACAAGAUCGGGCACAGCGAACUCACGGGCCCUCAGGGUACCCUGGUGGGGGAGUGUUUUUUUUCCGCGUGCAGUGCAGCUGUCUGCGUGUGUUGCUUGGCUGCGCGCAGCCGCAAGAGGCCUCGCAGGGGGUGCACGGCCAGGCCGUUGCGCGUUGCGGCGCUUGGCCAGGGCGAGACGUGCCACCCUGGAGCGCGUGCAACCGUCCGCGAGCUGAAGGAGCUGCUAAACAAGAUUCGGAUUUUGAAGAUGCCGAAGGAGCAGCCGACAGCUGCGCAGAGGAUUAGCCCGCGCCACGCCGCCUACAAGGUGUCAGGGUUGGUUUCGGGCGAGCCGUCCUUCACACAGCUCUUUUCGCACGACACCUGGUCCACUUACACUGCCAAGUCGCCGUUCCUGCGGUGGGGUCGUACUCUCGCAAUGUGGCGUUUCUCGACAGUGCUCCGGUCGACGCUGCCCAUCUGCACGGCGGCUGCGAUCUGGGCGCUCUGCGUGGCCUCGUUGCCGUCGCGCCUACUCGCGGGCACCUCGCCCGUGCCGAUUACCCUGAUGGGCUCCGCGAUCGGUCUGCUCCUCGUGUUCCGCACGAACAACCUCUACGGCCGGCUGAUGGAGGCGCGGCUGCUCUGGGGCCGCGCCGUGUGGUGCUGCCGCCAGGCCGCUCAGACCAUCGCCACGAGCAUGCUCUUCGACGAGAGCCUCGAGGAGCCAGCGCAGCCGGCCGCUCACGCGGCGGCCGCGCAGGCCUGCCGAUACUUGGCGGCCUUCCCGUGGGAGCUGAACGCGAAGCUGACGGGCAAGGACGACGGGAGCGGCAGGAUGCGGGACCUCCAGCCGGGCGAGGACCUCGAGGUGCUGCAGGCGCUGCUGCCGCCACGCGAGGCCCAGUGGGUCGGCCAGUCGCGGUCGCGGCCGCUGCACCUGCUGGGCGCGACGCGCCGCGUGCUGCACGACCAGCUGAGAGCAGGCCGGCUGCACCACAUUGUCUACCGAAAGCUUGAGGAGGACUUGAAGGAGCUCGACCUCGUGGUCGGUGGCUGCGAGCGCCUCUACUCGUCCCCGGUGCCGCCCACGAUGUCGCGGCACGCCAUCCGGUCGAUUACCUUGUGGUUGUUGGGAUUACCAUUCGUGCUCGCUGGGUCGAUGCCGCCAGCCGCUGUUGCACUCUGGACAUUUGCGACCUCGUACAUCUUCGUUGGCAUCGAGGAGACGGGCGCGCAGGUCGAAAAUCCGUUUGAGGUCUUGCCGAUGACGCACUUGUGCAACGUAGUACUCUUCAACAUCGAGGAGGCGAUCGCGUUACCGCCGUGACCCGCCAGAGUUCGGAUACUUCCACCAUGCAUGUGUCAUUGCAUGCAUACAGCAGCUAUGUCUGCGUAAUUAGGUUUGUACGUCCUUGUGGGUGCAUUCCCCUCGUCUCUUUCUCCUUGCUGUGCAUGUAUUGCGUUGCGCGCUCGUGUGAAGCCCUGCGCUGCAAA
Molecule: messenger RNA, 1943 nt
Organism: Prorocentrum cordatum
Lineage: Eukaryota; Dinophyceae; Prorocentrales; Prorocentraceae
Source: the annotation of a GenBank genome assembly